Molecule: messenger RNA, 776 nt
Organism: Gongylonema pulchrum
Lineage: Eukaryota; Metazoa; Nematoda; Chromadorea; Rhabditida; Gongylonematidae
Source: the annotation of a GenBank genome assembly
AUGCCCUUUUUGAACUUCUUAUCCAACGACAACAUUGGUCGGCUUACGCAAAUGGCCACAGAAAUUGUUGCCACGGCGGCGAAGAACUCUGCAACUGCUAACAUUGAUGCCCUGACGAGGCCAGGACAUCCGGAACCGGGCCCUGUUUCACUUAAUUCGCGACCUUCUGAAAUGAUUGGCCAGUCGAUCACAAAUGCUAUUUCACCCAGCAUUUCAAAACUUGCGGAAGCUUCGACAACGCACGAAAAUCGUGGCCUAGUGGCAGCGCAGCGCCCGGGCGGUAGUGUUAAUUCACUGGUUAAUCUCGCCGAAGCUUUCUUUCGUCCACCAGCGAUUAAGAAACAGCCAGGAUUCACUGCGAAACCGCAGAUGCGCGUAAAUGAAGCAGCAGAUAUUGAUUUGGUACCAAGCAUCCGAGAGCUGGCUCCAGGCGCCCGAACUAAUUUCGGCCUGCCAAAAGGCGAAGGAUGUCUUCCAUUUUUGGGCGAAUUCAUGCAGAUGGCUUAUGGAAAUUGCGUGAAAGUGGCCGACGAAAAAGCGUGGGACACGUGGGGCAGCCAAAUCAACAACGCUUUGUUCGGUGGCAAAGUGGACUUGAUUAGCGCAACGAAAGAAACAUGUAAACGAGGUGCGGAACGGCAGCACUGCGGUCAGUUGAGGAAAACGAUCAGCCAGUGUGACAUUCUCGGGUCACUGCAAGUUGGCAUCGAAAUGCAGCGGGCAAUGCAACGUUGUGACGAAUUUUCGGGUAUCAUUGACCAGGUAACGUCUUGAAU